Messenger RNA from Dermochelys coriacea (leatherback sea turtle), 1619 nucleotides. RefSeq names its product poly(rC) binding protein 3 (gene PCBP3). Lineage: Eukaryota; Metazoa; Chordata; Testudines; Dermochelyidae. Gene Ontology annotation, biological process: regulation of gene expression; regulation of RNA metabolic process. Gene Ontology annotation, cellular component: nucleus; cytoplasm. The record is from RefSeq and is a predicted model, not a curated record. The transcript has 12 exons. Bases 92 to 1024 code for a protein of 310 amino acids. Gene Ontology annotation, molecular function: mRNA binding.
CUUAAAUUAAAGUGAAUCAGUGAAGACUCGGCACGCCUCUUCUGAAAGGUUGCUGACCCCUGCUCUAGAGGAAGGUCCAAUUCUCCAACUGAUGGCAUUUGGGAAGGAAGUUGGAAGCAUCAUUGGGAAGAAAGGAGAGACGGUGAAAAAGAUGCGGGAGGAGAGUGGAGCAAGAAUUAACAUCUCAGAGGGAAACUGUCCGGAAAGAAUUGUGACCAUCACAGGCCCCACUGAUGCCAUCUUCAAGGCUUUUGCCAUGAUUGCUUACAAAUUCGAGGAGGACAUAAUCAACUCAAUGAGUAACAGCACUGCUACCAGUAAACCACCAGUAACGCUGAGAUUGGUUGUGCCUGCUAGCCAGUGUGGGUCACUGAUUGGCAAAGGAGGUUCCAAGAUUAAGGAAAUCAGGGAGUCAACAGGUGCUCAGGUUCAAGUGGCGGGGGACAUGCUGCCCAACUCCACAGAACGGGCAGUGACAAUUUCGGGGACCCCCGAUGCAAUUAUCCAGUGUGUCAAACAGAUCUGUGUGGUGAUGCUGGAGUCCCCACCGAAAGGUGCCACCAUUCCCUAUCGCCCAAAGCCCGCCUCCACCCCUGUCAUUUUUGCAGGUGGUCAGGCCUAUACAAUUCAGGGACAAUAUGCAAUUCCACACCCGGAUCAGUUGACCAAGCUCCACCAGUUGGCUAUGCAGCAAACCCCCUUUACUCCCCUUGGACAGACCACCCCCGCUUUCCCUGGAGAAAAGCUGCCCUUACAUUCCUCCGAAGAAGCUCAAAAUCUGAUGGGCCAGUCAUCAGGUUUGGAUGCCAGUCCCCCGGCCAGUACUCAUGAACUCACCAUUCCCAAUGAUCUAAUAGGCUGCAUAAUCGGACGCCAAGGGACCAAAAUCAAUGAAAUUCGACAGAUGUCUGGAGCGCAGAUCAAAAUCGCCAAUGCCACAGAAGGCUCAUCAGAACGUCAAAUUACCAUCACAGGAACCCCAGCUAACAUCAGCCUUGCCCAGUACCUCAUCAACGCCAGGUGAGAUGUGCUAAACAAGGCCACGUUCAUCCACCGCAGUCUCAUGACCUCCCUGUAAAGAGAGAGGCCAACUGAAUAAGUCAUACAAAACUCAGACAGUAACAUAUACCCCAAGCAUUACUUUCAUGGGAGUGAUUUCAUUAGGUUUCAGGGCACUGCAUGAAGUGAACACACUGGUGAUUUUAUUGUUUGUUGAUGUUCAAAGUGAGUGGGAAUCGAUCAUCGAUUUGGGCCUUUCUCCCAGGAAAGCCUUCCUAAUGACAACUCAGCCAUUUUCUCAGUGUUAGAAGUCAGGCAACAACUUAUGUGUUGCUUGAGUUAUGGGUCUGUUAACAUCUCUAUAGUUGUACCCUUGUUGGCAGGAGUUUAUAAUUAGGCUGUAAUAUUAUUUUCCCUCAAAAGCAUGGUGAGUUCUCAGCCAGGGGUGGGAAUUUACUUGUUUUGGGGGAGAGGGCAUAAUUUGAAAACAGUUCAUUUAGCCACUUUGUCCACGUGACAAAAAUAUAAAGAACAACAAAUGCUAAAUGUGAAGUCCCAAGUGCCUCUUUUAUGUGUUUCCAAGACUCAGAAAUGUCUUCCUCCUUCAAACAAAUUAGACC